Messenger RNA from Nicrophorus vespilloides, 2592 nucleotides. RefSeq lists its product as uncharacterized. NCBI's taxonomy places the organism in Eukaryota, Metazoa, Arthropoda, Insecta, Coleoptera, Silphidae. The record is from RefSeq and is a predicted model, not a curated record.
UGUAAAUAAAGUUUGGAAGAUGCCUGAGACUUUCAUUCAGGUGCCGCUGGCCAAAAUGGUCGAUCUGGUAGUAAAUUCACCUGAGGUAAGUAACAAGCACAUCCUCCACUGUGGAGAAAUUGCUAAUAAUGUUACGUUUAAGGAAGGUGUUGUGAAUUUCAAUCUGCUCCAUACAGUACUUCAGGUGCUUGUUAAUAAGAUGAAUGCUCAAGAUUUGAGCGUUGAGAUCCGAGGACCAGAUGCUGAAAAACUGCAGAAUAUAGUUCAUGGUGGCACCCGACUCAGCGUUGCUGAGGUCACAAUCGCAUCAUCGAAGAAAGGAGGUUCAUCAGUGAUUGGUUGAGUAAACAUUUUUGUAUCUUUUUCUAUGAUCUUAGGAUCUAACGAGAAUGUGAUGAUUGUCGAUGGAUCUGGUAAAGGUACACCAUCCAUUCACUCUACAACGGUCACCAAAGCCCAAUUGGAUUUUAUCCUGUCCGAAGUCGAGUCCCUUAAAAAUCAGGUCAAAGAUAUGAUUGAGCUGCCUGCAAAUCUCGGUAUAAUCGAGGCCAUACAAUCCUCCACGACCCAAUCUCCUAUCCUUGACAUGUACCAACUCUUGAGCUUAUCCAAAAGGGUGGACGCCGCAGAAAUCGGUAUGAACAAGAUGGCCAGCAUGGUAGAAGAUCUCAUCAAAUCACCGUUGACGGUGAUGAAAACAUGCUCAACAACUGGAAUGAAAACGAAAGGGCGUGAAUCAACGGCUGCUUCAGAUAAAUCCAAUAAGAGCAAUAAUGUACCGACAAGCCAAAAAUCUGCAACUCAUCCAGAUACCACAGAUGGUGAAGAUAACUUCAGAGAUAGAAUGAUGAGUCUUCCACCUGGUGAUCUUCUUCAGCAGUUAGUAGAGGAAUUGGCGGAGCUUAAGGAUAUUGUAGCUAACAUACACAAUAGCAUACCGGAGGAUAGUCCUUUGACGCAAUUAGCACAAGACGUUGAAGAAAUGAAAUCAAUGUUUGGUAACAAAUUUAAAAAGGAUGGAGAUGAUGAUGCUGGUGAAGAGCCUUGUGAAUUACCACCGGUGCUACAAUUGCAACUGAUGGAAGAGCGCUUCCACGAUUACACGGAUCAUCUGGAACAACUGGAUCAGAGCUUCAACGACGAGAUCACGAAACUUCACAAUCAGUUCACAGAUAUCGAACGAGAUUUCAAUGAAAUUCUGGUUAAGAUCCAAGGAAGUCUUCCAUCUGGCGAUAAGAACAUGGAUGAACCGAACCAGUGCUGCAUGAACGUCUAUCAGAAGCUACUGUCGAUACAAGCAGAAUGUGAGCAACUUGCCGAUACUUCUGUCAUAUACUUAAACCGUUUUCAGCAAAUGUUGGAGCAAAUUGAUUUGCUAAAAUCGAUGAAAGCUGAUAAGGAAGACAUUGAAGAGGCGUUGGCGGAUAAAGCGGAUGCUUGCACAGUGCAUAGGAAGGUGUCUCACGAUCAAUUCGACAGCGCUUGCGAUGAAUUAUCUAAGGGUAUUGAAGACGCUCUUGAGAAAUUGUCACAACAGGAACUCAUGUGGCAAGGAGCUUUGGAUAAUAUUCAAUACGAAAUUGGAACAAAAUUAGAUAAAAUGGAUUUGGGUCCAUUGAGGGAGUUCAUCAACAAUAAGUUGAAGAUGCUCCAGGAGAGAAUGAAGUCUUUGGCAGCGUUGAAGAAGGAACAGGAAGCUGCUGGUACCAAGAGUAAAUUGCUGAGGAAUGUUAAUUGUAUAUCAUGUGACAAGGAUGUGGUCAUGAGGAAAGAGAUGGACUCGACGUUAAAGCCUGCAGCUCAAGGUCUUCCACCUACCAGAAGCAUGGGACCGUAUUUGGCUUACGAAUUGGAUGCAUUGAGAAAGCAGCAGAAAACAUUACCAGGCGCUAGGAAUAUGAACAAUUUCGAAAAUGCAAUGAACGCCAAGAGUUUGAAAAAAGCCGAAGAUCAUAUUUGUAAUCGGUACUGUGGAGGAAGUCAUACAAUUACCACACCUCAGCAAAGGGUGACAAGAUUAGGUCAUUUCUUGGCUCAAUGGGGCUCCGAGGCUCAACCACCUGAUACAAUAGAAGAGAAGAGAUCCGUGACUCAGAGGGCUUCCGUCAUGGUUUCAGGAGCGCCAAUAUCUGCAAGAUCAACCAUAGCGAUGGAAGAAGGAAAACGGGCUUCAUCUGCUAGAUUGUCGCGACGAGGUUCAAAAGCCUCCAAAUCGUCUUUGAAAGAUGCCGCUUUAGGUUCCGAUCAUUCAGGAAUGAGAACAUCUCACCAUGGCCCAUUGAAGAGUAAAUCUUCUGUGAAUAAAUCAAAGACAAGUCAGAAGAUUCCGGAAGAGACGGAUUCUCAAAUGGCUAUGCACGAGGAAGAAACAACAAUAGUAAUAGAACAUACCGAAGUAACCACCGUGGUGGAAAGUUAUCAGGUAACUGAAGAGAAACCGCCGUCCGAAGAAGGAGGUGAUCAGGAGGCGCCGGCACCAGCUCCCGAGGCUCCCGCCCCAGAAGAAGCUGAAGCGCCGCCACCGGCGGAAGAACCGCCGCAAGCGCCGGAAGAAGGACAAGAAGAAUAGAUAUGAUAACGAAAAGAAGUAAA